Molecule: messenger RNA, 1394 nt
Organism: Paramacrobiotus metropolitanus
Lineage: Eukaryota; Metazoa; Tardigrada; Eutardigrada; Parachela; Macrobiotidae
Exons: 3
Coding region: 338-1258 (306 amino acids)
Source: RefSeq, a predicted model, not a curated record
AAGUAACAAUUUUAGUUACCCAUAUUCACGUGACACGGGAAAUCCCGAAUAUCGCAACACUAAUCUACAGCAUAAGGCUGUCGUACCGUAUAACUAAUAUGCAUCUUAUUCUAAAUUAGUCAUGAAAAUGUGAAAAUACAUUAUACUAUCGCCGUUUGGCCACGCACAAUCGAUUCAGUGCUGGUUAUAGCGGGCAUAAAGACAAAGAUGGCCAUCUGAAGCGCGGGACCAGUAGUCGGCAGGCUGAUGCCGGUGUUUAGAUAUUGUUAUCCACAGAAAAUGCCAUUAAUUCUCCCGGUUAAGCCGACGGUCACUACUACCAAAUCUUCACGCUUUUAUGAAACUUAUGCGCUUGUUGGCCAUUUACGGACUGGUAUUCAGCGGCUUGUGUCAAUGGGAACGGGAUGCUCAGAGCAACGCGUGUACAGUGCAGACGAACGGGGAUCUUCACUCUGACCCAUCACUUGACGACAUAAUUGAACGUGCGCUGCGCUAUAAGGAAGAUGACAAGGUGACACUGCAGUUUCCCCGGGCAGCGACGACGGCGCCACCAUCGGCGGUCACUAGCAGAGUCAUGCGGCCGCGUCUGGGACAGAAUGUGUCGUUCAGCUGCCAAGUGCCAUUUGGCGCACAAUCCACCGGCAUCAGCUGGACCCACCAAGGCCGCACCGUGUUCGAGCAAGGCCAACCGGGAACGGUGCCCCCCGUGUCUAAUCAUCGCUAUAACAUUUUGCCGUUGGAUGACAGCAUCGCGGUGCUGCGCAUUCUCAACGUGUCCCUGCAGUCCAGCGGCGAGGUCGUCUGCUUCCUGCCAGAGGCAACGGGGAAAAUUGCGCUGAACCGCUUCACACUGAUCCCAUACGUCACGCGGGCCACCGAGGUCUUUGCAGCCCCCUUGGCGUCGCAUUACCGGGUGACCGUUGGGGACAGAUACAUGAUCAGCUGCCCGGUGCGACUGCCCCUGGCGCCGGAUGUCAUGGACAAUCUGCUCCAUCAUUACAUGUUGCGACACAACGGUCAGCUAAUUAAUAUGCCACGCGAAGAGCCCUACACAUCGUAUCUGCCGGCGUCCUGGAAGGGGACCCUUUCCAGCGGCUCGGGUGGUAUCGCGGUGGACCGAGUCUUCGGUUUUAACCUGAUUUCAUCCAGUGCCCGGCUGGACGAAAGCGGCCCGGUGCAGUGCUGGGUCCGGCCACAUAAAGACCUUCAUGAGUGGAUUGUGCAGUCCACCUGGUUGGUUGUCAAGGAGAAGCCCUAACUCGAAUUUCUCUUGCCGGUGAAUAAUGGGUUCCAUGGACACUAGGACAGUUGACAUAUGUCGAUAUGUGACGACAGCAUAAUGUAUUUUUAAACGAUGGAAAUGUAAACAAUGGAAAUGCAAUGCUUAGUGGCUA